AUGUAUCGACGUCAGCUAGAGGGAGAAUUUAGUGACGGAGAAGAAGGAAGUGACGAUGCAAAAGAUUUUUACUUCAGAAGCACGAGCGGCAUCAAUAAACACAGGAAGGCGAGGUGUUCACGGUGCAGAAUGUUAAAUUUUCAGGUCCCUAUCAUUAAAAUGGCAUUGAAUCCACCUUAUCAGGAACUUGAUCUGGAUAUUAACAUUAACAAUGUUGCUGGCAUUUACAACUCUCAUCUGAUCCACUAUUAUUCGCUUCUGGAUCAGCGAUUCCCAGCUGUAUGCCUUUUAGUGAAGCACUGGGCGAUCACAAAUGGAAUAGGAGAUGCUGCAACUGGUUCAUUCAAUAGCUACUCGCUUAUUCUUCUUGUCCUACAUUACUUCCAGUGUGGAGUGCAGCCAGCAGUGUUACCAAACCUUCAGCACCUUUAUCCUGAGAAGUUCGGCAGUACUCCACCACUGUCUGAGCUACACUUGUUUCAACCAUUGAGUUAUUUACAUCGACCUCUCAAUAAGCAAACAAUAGGGGAGCUCUUGGUCGGAUUUUUCCACUAUUACGCUUCAUUCGAUUUUGAAAAUAUAGCUAUUUCUAUGCGUAACUCCCAUAUAUUUCCGAGGAGCUCUAUGCCGCCUGAAACACUGGUAUACAGAAUUUUUAUUGAGGAACCUUUCGAUCGUAAUAAUACUGCCAGAUGUGUCACUAAGUCCUAUGUGAUGGACCGUAUUCAGCGCGCUUUUCGCCAAGCACGAGAUGCAUUCUCGAAAUAUCCACCCUCACUUGAGAGAAUAAAGGUCACUGUUUGA
Messenger RNA from Cooperia oncophora, 804 nucleotides. NCBI's taxonomy places the organism in Eukaryota, Metazoa, Nematoda, Chromadorea, Rhabditida, Trichostrongylidae. The record is from the annotation of a GenBank genome assembly.